This is a messenger RNA of Microsporum canis CBS 113480, 3198 nucleotides long. RefSeq lists its product as hypothetical. The transcript has 3 exons. Gene Ontology annotation, molecular function: transcription coregulator activity. Gene Ontology annotation, biological process: regulation of transcription by RNA polymerase II. NCBI's taxonomy places the organism in Eukaryota, Fungi, Ascomycota, Eurotiomycetes, Onygenales, Arthrodermataceae. Bases 1 to 3198 code for a protein of 1065 amino acids. Gene Ontology annotation, cellular component: mediator complex; core mediator complex. The record is from RefSeq and is a predicted model, not a curated record.
AUGCCUGGCAUCGUCAUGGAUGAUCUAAACGCCCAUGGAGGAUGGGGUACUACUGCAGGAGCCGUGAACGGAGAUAAUGCGACCUUUCACCAUACGGAUAACAAUGCCCACACGAAUGGCCGAGCGAACGGCGUGAAACCUCAAGAAACUGAUGUAUCUACAUCUCCAGAUCUCCCUCCACCGGAAAUAGCCCAUAUAACUCAAGGGUUCUUCCCUCUUGCGAAGGGUAUCAACAGAGUUGUUGUUCCAGUGGGGACGCGCACCCCAACCAGCAAGGCCAGCCCAAUGUUUUCCAGUGCCAAAAAGAGUCAGAUUCUCGAAUUUUCCCAGGCAAAGAGGGCUGAGUUCAUUAAACUACUCGUCCUGUCGCAAUGGGGUCGACAGGCGGUCGAUGUUGGCAGGUUGAUUGAUUUGCAGUUCUUCAUUCGUCAACGCUAUGAUUUAUAUAACCACACGCUCUUCCUCGCUGGAAAUAUAAAGCGAGAUCUUUUUAAAGCGCAAAUGGGAAACCCGGACUUAGAAACCGCGUUAGAAGCACUCUCGACAGGGGCAGUUUCUGCGCUGCCUGCACUACCUUUCUUGCCUCCGGGAAUAUUAUCUCCCAAGGAUACCUUGAAAACACUCCGGAAAAUUAAUAAACUAAUAAGCAUCAGACUCAUAACUUAUGAUCCCAUACCAGAAUACGCUACAUAUCAUAUCCACGAUGGGAGGGUCACAUUUACAAUCCCGAACGAAAUCGAGCUAGACCUCUCGAUUGCCCAGGAAACGCGAAACUCCCAGUUCUUCUUUGUCGAUCUACGGUUUAUUUUCUCUCCAUCAUCUGCGCUUUCUAAAGGCCCGGUCCGCGGCAGCCUAGAACGCACCAUCAACACUGCGCUCAUGAAAUCGGGCAUUGUUGGUUGCUGUGAUCUUCUCCACAAUCUGGUUCUGAGUCAAAAGAUCAUGACGUGUUUUAGGCAGGCCAUUGACUUAGCUCGAUCUCACUGGGGUGAUAAUUUACGCAUCGAGCUGCUUCAUCGUACACUAGUCAUUCAGUACUGGGCCAAUCGGCCUGGCCCGAAAAGUUGGAUUGAGAUCGGGGCUAGGCGUAACAAGUCACAACGCCGAGCCGGAACUUGUCAACCGGAUAUACCCCGUUUAUUUAUUCGCUGGAUACGGGAUAACAAGGAGGUUUCUGUUGAGAGUGCACAUUUCGAUAGAAAAAUAAUAUCCGUUGAGACUAUACUGCGAGGAAUUAUAUCGCAGCAUAUCCACGAUAUGUUUCUCGAAAUUUACAACAAACUUGCUACCACCAAGUUAUAUAGCCAGGGAGGCCUCUUUCUGGGUUUAAACACUUCUGCAACGGAGCCUGGGAACUGUUAUCUUGACGUUCAUCUUACUCACAGGAAAACUCUGAGGGUAACAAUCGAGCCAGUAGGUGGGGGGGUCGCCCUGCAGACUGUCCCGCUCACUUUAAAUCGACAUGAUAUUGAACAGGAAGCUGGUAAAGGGCUAUCGGUAAACACAUAUGAUCGUAUCUGUCGACUCAGAUGUUUGGUCGCGAUGGAAGAAGCCGAAAGUCACGGGCGUGUGGUUGGCUGGAAGUUGAUAACUCCUGCGAACGUAGACAUGUUUUCCCUGCGCAAAGUAUUGCCUGUCAGUGAGAUUCGAAACAUCUCGCUAUUUCAACAUAGAGACUGGAGCCCUGACUGGCUUGUUGCCUUUACGAGCAGCAUGGAGAGAGACGACUGGUGGGUGGUUCAGUUGCAAAACGGGCCAUCGGUUGCAUCCCAACCUCAGUCUUCCGGUGAUGGUCGCCUCAUGCAACUACGGCAGGCUCAUGCUGUCACAGGGGAAUGCAGACAAUUAUCUGACAAGCGUCGGUAUCUUUCUUUUGCAAAGCUCGCCAACGCUCUCUCUGGCAUGGUUGUUGCACAUUCGAACGCAAACGGUCUAAACGAACUCCGACUUCGUCACUCCCCACGGAUAAAUGAGUUGGUGCUGGGAGUUCAUAACCAGGUCCCUGGAACUAGCGUGUGCUUCAAAGCAUCCGACCUUCCAGACCAAUUACGAGUAUCUUCCCCGUUGUCUAGCGGAGGCCGGCCUAUCAUAAAGGAAACGGUUUACCUAUCGUACCAAGGGAUCAAUCACCGAACCCAUGAGGCGAUGGUAAUGGCUACCGGACUCUUUGCAGUCCCGAUUUCACAUCUUGGAAUGGCCAAGUUGGUAUCCGACUCCGUCCUUGCUUUCGAGCCCCGAUCCCGAAUAUUUGCAAUUCGCUUCCACACGCGCAUUGGCGUACCCAUCAUCACGCAGCUUUUCUCCUGGUUACAACGCCUCACAAACACUGUUCUGGCUCUGGAGUUCAUCCACCGUAAAAAAUUCACCGUAAUCUCGAUAUCGUCCUCCAAAAUCGCCUUCAAAUACCCAUCUUCUAAUGAUGACCUACGGGCAUCCAUAUCCUUCCACUACAUAGACACAACUACACCCUUAUUCUUACAAACCAACGCGCAAGCCAGUGAUAAACGAUCCUUGGCUCAACUUCGCAUGUCCCUAGACCUCAACGGGAAGAACCCUCAUCGACGCAUCAUGGAAUCAUUGACAGCCAUACUCAACGACCGUUCAGCUGGCCUGGGCUUUACGUUAGAGUUACUUACUAUCACCCUACCUCUCCUGGAAGCUCUUGAGGCAAUUCUCACAGAAACAAGUGACAGAUCGCGUGCUGUGGUCAGGAUAGCUGCGCGAUCCGCGAAAAUGUACCAUAUCACCUACCCGUCCCUCCAGUACCGAUUUCACCUGACGAUGAAACAACGCCGACAGCGCAUUAGCUGGCUUUUGCGGAAUGGCACCAUCCCUACUGUACGAAUGAACCAGGUAAAGCUAGAAAGCGAGUUGACAAACAAAAUACUAAAGGUCAACGGGGAUGGCUGGCGUGGGCUUGGGGACGGCGCCAUGGCCGAAGCUGAAAACCCUGCCAACCUCAUCAUGGUGCUAGAUAACAUUAUCAAAACACAUGUUGCCCAUCUGAUGCAAGGGAACGGUUCUUCUAAUGGAGACAGGGUUAAUUGUGAGGAAGGAAAUAACAAUUCCAUCCCGGCAUCGUUGAGCAAUAACAACACCACCGGCCAGCCUGCUGUGACGAAUACGAGUGCAGCUCCGAAUAACGAAUCAGACGCUAACCAGCAAGCCAGUAACGGCAGCAUAAUCACUAUUGACUGA